ACAGCGCUAGCAACAUGGAUGGUCCUUCAGUGCCUUGGCUGCAGCGAUUUGAUAAGUCUUCCCGUCUUCUCCUCUGCACAUUGAUGUCUGGGCCUGAGGGUGCCUUGUCUGCCUUCCGAACCCUUCAACGGUCUCAGUCUGAGGAAGAUCCAAGGCAGGGCUUUGAUUGGCAGGACUUCACAGAGAAGCUGUGUUGUUUAGAGCCUGUGCUCCAAGGACCCGAGAAGACCCUCCGCUUAAAACCGUUAUUGCUGCUGCUUCCAGUCUUGUGCCGAAGAAAUCUCUUUUCUCUGCUACUUAUGGUAAAGUCUGUAGUGCCAAAAGACUUGCUUGUCCGUCUGCUUGAGACCUCCAAGCAGGAACCCAGCUCAGACCUCUGGGUGCAGAGAUUGAAGGAUUUACUACAAGUGGAGGUGCAGGAGAAGAGCUCCUUGACUCCAGUCCUACUAACAGAUGCUUGCCAGCAACAACUGAAAGAUCUGUGUCAGAAGGUUAUGGCCCCUCAUAGCAACAAUCCUUGUUUAGGAAGAAAAUUAAGCUGGUAUGUUAAACAGACAGAUCCCUGCUUGGCUGUGAAUGAAAUUGCUCCUGCCUCUGCAUCUCAGAUUAGGAAAAACAAGAAAGUAAGCAAGGAACCCAUAAGCCCUGAAAAUGAGAGGCAGAGAAAGAGGGCUCGACUGGAAGUUGAUGAAUCAGAUUCAGAACAUUUAGAACCACAUGCUGUGCAGAAGGGAGUUGGUGCAGCUGGAACAGGAAAUGAACUCACAAUGAAUUCUUCUGUAAAUGAAGAUGUUCACAGUCAAAUCAACAACACCUAUCCAAGUUCUCAAAAGGAGGAAACCGUAGAAAUGAGAGGGGCUAGUCAGGGUUCCGAAAUGGACACUGCAGCAGAGGUCCCUGAUUAUAUCAAGGAACAUGUCCCAAAACUUAAGGAACUUUUGGUGAUGCAGUGCGAUCAUUCUGAUGGGACUGUCCCUCCUGAGCUUCAGGUUCUGAAUGAAUGUACUCCAAGCCAGCUGGAAGGUCUCUGCUCAUUACUGCAGCUCUCGGAAUGCCCAGAGAAUGAGCUUCUGCAGUUCUGUACAUGGUUGGUAGCGCUGUCACCUGAUCUUAGCUAUAGUUAUGCAGCGAUACUUGCUGGAAAGCUCUUUCUACCUCGGGUUCUCGGGCUGGCUGAGCCAGCCUCAUGGCCUCUCACAAUGGCCCUGAUGAUGUUCUGCUCGAAAUAUGCUCGCCCAGUUUGUUGCACCUUGAUUCCUUCAAUUAUGCAGGCUCCAGGGAAGGGCCUUGAGCAAAUGAGACUUUUGUGCAAGAUAAUUGAGGAGUGUUUGGAGGCUGAAUAUGUGAGACUGGUAUUCAGCCAGAUUGUAGAAAUGCCAUGGUCAGAAGAUCUCCUCACAGUUGUGCAUUCAUUGCUGGAAAGACAGGUGGAGUUGUCUGCUGAGCUCUUCAACUUGUUGGUCUCAAAUGUUUGCCAGAUGGCUCAAAAGUUGGCCAAGUCAAUGCAUUAUGCAAAGCUGGUGCUCUCUCUGUUGACCAAAUACCAAAGCAGUAUUACAUCGGUACACCAGUAUCGCUUAUCUGGUGUUCUGGACCUCAAUGAAACAAUUUUAAAGAAAUCUCUCCAAAUUGCACUAAAACGAGUGACUUUCAGAUGAGAAACAACUUGAAUGCCUUUCCUGUGUUGGGAAU
Euleptes europaea (tarantolino) is the source of this 1692-nucleotide messenger RNA. RefSeq names its product FA complementation group E (gene FANCE). Gene Ontology annotation, biological process: interstrand cross-link repair. The record is from RefSeq and is a predicted model, not a curated record. Lineage: Eukaryota; Metazoa; Chordata; Lepidosauria; Squamata; Sphaerodactylidae. Bases 15 to 1658 code for a protein of 547 amino acids. Gene Ontology annotation, cellular component: Fanconi anaemia nuclear complex. The transcript is spliced from 10 exons.